CGCGUCGCUGCUGUUGGUUGUCAGUGUACAGACAUGGCUGCCCUGAGUAAAAUACCACACAGCUGCUACGAGAUCGGUCAUACCUGGAGCCCGUCGUGUGCACAGUCCGCUGUGGAUGUAACUAGGGGUGCUCUGGAGGUCUCCUUCAAAAUAUACGCCCCUCUCUACCUGAUAGCAGCAGUUUUAAGGAGAAGGAAGAAGGACUACUAUUUAAAAAGGCUUCUCCCUGAGAUCCUGUGGUCUACCUCUUUCCUCACUGCCAAUGGAGGUCUCUACAUUGUUUUCUUCUGCAUCCUCAGGAAACUGUUGGGAGGGUUCUACUCCUGGUCUGCUGGGUUUGGCUCGGCACUGCCUGCCUCUUAUAUUGCCAUCCUCUUGGAGCGCAAAAGCCGGAGAGGGCUGCUGACAAUAUACAUGACAAAUCUUGCCACUGAGACUUUGUUCCGCAUGGCCGUGACACGGGGCAUCAUCAAACCCAUCAAACAUGGCGAGGUGCUCUUGUUCUGCAUAACUGCAUCACUCUACAUGUUCUUCUUCAGGAGUAAAGAUGGUCUCAAAGGCUUUGCAUUCUCUGCAUUAAAGUUCAUCAUUGGGAAAGAAGAGAUUCCAACUCACUCUGGUACGGCAGAACACGUCUGCACAAGGCCCCAUGAGAGGAUAGCUGCUGCAGAGACUGAGGAUUCACAGGAGUCAGCAGAAAGGCCCAGCUCCAGGAGGAAAACUCUUGUAGCCUACACCAGGGAGCUGCUAGAAUCACUAUGCAAACGGGGUCCAAGACACAGAUGUUGUAAACAUCACCAAGACAACUGCAUUUCGUACUGUGUUAAAGGUUUUGUCAGGAUGUUCAGUGUUGGCUACCUGAUUCAGUGUUGUCUUAAAGUGCCCUCAGCGUUCAGGCAGAUGUUCUCCAAACCCUCACGACUCCCCUCCCUCUUCUACAACAAAGAGAACUUCCAGCUAGGGGCAUUUCUGGGAUCCUUUGUCAGUAUCUACAAGGGAACAAGCUGCUUGCUGCGCUGGGUGCGUAACAUUGAUGAUGAACUCCAUGCACUGAUAGCUGGCUUCCUGGCUGGUAUUUCCAUGUUCUUCUACAAAAGCACAUCAAUAUCCAUGUAUCUCUUCUCUAAGCUGGUGGAGACCAUGUACUUCAAGGGCAUUGAGGCUGGCCGGUUCCCGUACUUUCCUCAUGCAGACACUGUCCUAUAUGCCAUCUCCACUGCUAUCUGUUUCCAAGCUGCUGUGAUGGAAGUGCAGAACCUCAGGCCUUCAUACUGGAAGUUCCUGCUGCGUUUAACUAAGGGCAGGUUUGCUCUGAUGAACCGACAGUUGCUAGAUGUGUUUGGGACUCAGGCCUCCAGGGACUUUAAAGGCUUUGUGCCCAAACUGGACCCUCGCUUCACCACUGUGCUUCCACCAGGAGCCGACAUCCAACUCGGAUGACUUGGGACCAAGCUCUGGGAGGGGCUUUAGGUUUACCUGAACAGGAAAUGGACAAUUUCCCUGUUCUGUCUGAGUAACUAAAGGAUUUUUUUUAAAGGUGUUGAAACAGCUCAGAAGUGGUAAUGUUGUUUUAAAAGACGGGAUAUGCUUUGAAGGAUGUAAAAGCUCAAGAUCCGUGCAAAGCAUGGUCUCUUGAGAAUUAAGUGUGGUGUUUCACAAGCACUUACUGUUUGGGCCUGUAUGUAUACAGGUAACUGGUGAAAUAAAUGAAAUGCAUAAUUUUGUUAAAUUGACAUUGAAAUUAAAAUUGACAAGUAUAUUAAUAUUUUUAAGUCCUAAUGAAACUCUCAAUCGCACAGGACAAAUAAUAAUAAGAAAGCCACAUUCAUUUCUAUUUUGUCAAGUUGUCAAUUUGCAUUUGGCAGGAUCACAUUAACCUGUUCUACCAGGUAUGUAAACCCCAAAAUUGGUUUAUUGGAAAAUAAAAAUGACUUCGCUUAGGAUGCAACAGCACUGCUUUUAUCCUUUAAUUGUAAUGUUUCUUCAUUUUGCGAGUUACCUGUUAGUUGGUACUGACUGAUUUUGACGAAUCUCUGAAAGUGUACCUUCUCAAGACCAUGGGUGCAACUGAUGAGAUAUAAAAUUAUGUAGCCUUAUCAAAUAUUUUACUUUGUAGUAGAAUAUGGAAGAUGAAUUUAGAUGUGUUAUAUGACGUGAAACACAAAGGUGGAAAGUCAACAUGUUUAAGCAGUUACUUAAAUUAAUUUUAUUUUUCAAAGCUUAAUUGAUUUUUUUUUUUUUUAUUGGGUUGUGCUUUUUUUUGUUUGUUUUCUUUUUAAAUUUCUAUUCACUCUUAUUUUUUUGCAACUGCACUUGACAGUAGUGAUUUCAAUUGAGUCAUCUUUAAAGAUAAUUAAAGAGAGCAUGGAGGGCUGUGCCAAAUUUGGAAGUUAAUUUUGUGGACAAAAUGUUUUUGUUGGUGAGACUUUAUUUUACUGUUAUUACAACUCAUUAACUGGAAAAAAAUUACAAGUGAUUUCACCUUGAAGACAUAAAUUGACAGUAAAGGCAGGCAGGAAAUCGGUGAAUGUAUUAACAGUUCAUACAGAGCACUAACCUGAUUACUUCAAAACCUUUAUUUACAGUUAGAAGGUUUUCAGUAAUCACAUUUCUCAUACACUGUAUUUUCAAAAAGAGAUUGAUUUAUUUUAGAAGUAUUAAAAAUGAAACAGUCAGAUGUUAGGCCACAGCCUGAAGAGAUUAUUUGGUCCCAGGACUUUGAACUGUGCAAACUAACUCAUUUAGAUACAUUAUUUUCAUUUCAUAUUUAGUCUGACUUGGUUUGAAUUAUUUUGGUUACAUGGACGUGCAGCUACAAGUAAUGAAUAUUCUUUUACUCCCACUGCCAUGCUGUUACAGUGAUACUCCUGUAGUCUGGCACAUGGUUGAAAUCAGAUAGUUGGUUUCUCCUCUGCCCAUUUUACAGUAAAAUACAUAUGUACUCAGUAUUUAAAGCAAAAACUGCUUAAAUGUCAUGAGAAAGGACUUGAUAAGAGAAUAGGCCCAUACGUUUAGAAACAGCCUUUGACAAAUGUAUCACAUGGAUUACAUCAUUGUAAAAAAAAAAAAAAAAACUAAAGAGCCAAGACUUUGACAUAUGUUGUGAGCUGGUCAAAUGACAAUGCAUUGGAGACAUUUGCAGAUCCAUAUAAUUCAAAGUUUAUUUAAUUUGCAAAUGGUCUUUAAAACCAAAGUUCUAAACCACAAAAUCAAUUGUCCACCCAAAUUUCAAAAAAGUCAAAGCUUCAGUCAACCUGAGCUAUUAUUUUCAAUUUAUUCUCUGGAGGUGUUUGGGUUGGAAAUGACUUAUUACUUUAUGUUAAAUAUUCACUAAUCUUGGCCAAUCCCAAACACAGGAUGAUUUAAAUGUUAUUUCGGUUGAGCUAUUCAAAUAUAAAGAAAAUUGUAUCGGCGCUUUGCAUUUUAAUGAAUGCUUUUGGCAAUUCCAAGGUGAACUCUAUUGCUUACAAUCAACAUUGAUUUAAACAUUGUUUAGGAAUUUGGUACCACAUCGAUGCGUUUGCCUGAAGGUUAUAAGAAAAAUGUUUCUGUGAAUAAAAAGCGCAUAGCUCUAUCUGCUUUUGUUUUUGAUUUUUUUUUUUCUUUUUUAAUAAGGAUGUCUGCCAAAAAGAUGAUUUGAGUUUUAAACCUUUCAUGUUCUCUGGAAAGUGUGAGUUAGACCUUUUUUUUUUUUU
Messenger RNA from Seriola dumerili (greater amberjack), 3695 nucleotides. It is a transcript of the gene tmem135, whose product is annotated as transmembrane protein 135. The transcript has 15 exons. The coding region runs from base 34 to 1440 and encodes 468 amino acids. Lineage: Eukaryota; Metazoa; Chordata; Actinopteri; Carangiformes; Carangidae. The record is from RefSeq and is a predicted model, not a curated record.